GAGGAGGAAUGAAGCGAGGGAGGGAAGAGAGACUGAGAGAGGCAUAGGGUGAGGGAGGGAGGCGAGCAGGACUCUCUCUCUCUCUUUUUUCCACACACACACACACACACACACACACACACACACACACUCAUACACAUUCGCACCAGCUGUGCUGUUGUCAGUCUUGGAAUGUAAGCACUGCCGUGAGGAGUCAGAUUCUCCACCGCUAAGCACUGCUAAGGAGUAGGAACACAGUACCGAGCACUCAGUGACACAGAUGGAUGCUAAGCUGUGAAAAAUCAAAAAGGGAUCCAAAGGACAUCAAAGAAACGGAAUACAAUGUCUGUUGUGGUGACGCUACCUUCCAGUGUUCAUCUACUCACCAGUUUAUCGCCAUAAUUGAGAAGUUGCCCAGGACACUUUCCCCAGCUGAUCGGAUACCAUGAUAGCCAAUCAGAUUCUGCUCCUGCUCCUGAUGCUGUCCGUCCUGCCGUCCAGCGCUGCCCUCCCCCUGUCGCCUGGGAAUAUUGGGAAUCUGUUUGGGACGUCGGAGAGCGAUGGCAAGAUUCUCCAGCGCUCCAAACGUGGAUGGAUGUGGAAUCAAUUCUUUCUGCUGGAGGAAUACACAGGAAAUGACCAUCAAUAUGUCGGCAAGCUACACUCCAACAUGGACAAAAACGACGGCAACGUGAAGUACGUGUUGACCGGAGACGGGGCGGGCACCCUGUUCCUGAUCGAUGAGAAAUCCGGGGAUAUUCACGCCACCAAGAGGCUGGACAGAGAAGAGAAAGCCAUGUACACGCUGCAUGCCAAGGUCCUGGACAGGAACACCAACGCCGAGCUGGAGCCCGACACCGAAUUUAACAUCAAAAUUCACGACAUCAAUGACAACGCGCCGAAAUUUGCAAAGGAAAUCUACUUUGCCAGCGUGCCUGAGAUGUCAGAAGUUGGUACAUCUGUUGUCACAGUAACUGCCACUGAUGCCGAUGAUCAAACAUAUGGGAACAGCGCCAAGCUCGUAUACAGCAUCCUGCAGGGACAACCCUAUUUCUCUGUGGACUCGGAAAACGGCACCAUUAAGACAGCCCUACCUGGCAUGGACAGAGAACUGAAAGAAAACUACCAGGUGGUGAUCCAGGCCAAAGACAUGGCCGGACAGAUGGGGGGGCUUUCAGGGACCACGACUGUCAGCAUCACCCUCUCGGACGUCAACGACAGUCCGCCACGCUUUGCUAACCAUUCCUUCCGAGUGACUGCCGUGGAGUCUACGGAUAUCGGAGGCGCCAUCGGACGCAUUAAGGCCGAUGAUCCGGAUGUUGGGCAUAACGCUGAGAUGGAGUACAGCAUUGUCGGCGGUCAUGACAUAUUCAACAUCAUCACUGACCAAACCACACAAGAAGGAGUCAUCAUAAUCAAAAAGGCUCUGGAUUACGAAAGUAAGAGGGACUACGAGUUCAGAGUGGAGGUGAAGAACACAUACUUGGAUGCCAGGUUCAUCCACGGUCUGCAAUUCAAAGACUACGCCACGGUCAAAGUGACGGUGGAGGACGUGGACGAGCCGCCCGUUUUCACCAGGAACCCUUACAUCAUCGAGGUGCACGAGGACACCGCCGCCGGCAGCUUCGUCGGCGUGGUGUCAGCCAGGGACCCCGACGCCGACAACAAGCCAGUCAAAUACUCCAUCGAUCGGCACACAGAUCUGGAGCGGCUGUUCAACAUUGACUCCGUGAACGGCACAAUCACGACGCUCAAAGCACUGGACAGAGAAAUGUCCAAGUGGCACAACAUCUCAGUUGUAGCCACUGAAAUAAACAAUCCACGUCAGACCACUCGAGUGCCUGUGUUCAUCAAGGUGUUGGACGUCAACGACAACGCACCCGAGUUCGCGAUGUCCUACGACACGUUCGUCUGCGAGAACGUCAAAGCAGGACAGCUGAUUCAGACAAUAAGUGCCGUCGAUACAGACGAACCCCUCGUUGGACACAAGUUUGUCUUCAGUAUAAGUGCCACCAACCCAAAUUUCACCAUCGUCGACAGGGAAGAUAACACUGCCAACAUCCUGACUCGGAGGGGAGGCUUCAGCCGGCGUGAGAUGAGCAUGUACUUCCUGCCCGUGGUGAUCUCCGACAACGACUACCCCAUCCAGAGCAGCACCAGCACGCUGAUCGUGCGGGUGUGCGCCUGCGACAGCCGCGGCAACAUGCAGUCGUGCAACCCCGAGGUCCUGCCCUUCUCAGAUGGCCUCACAACUGGAGCUCUGGUGGCCAUCCUGCUCUGUGUCAUCAUCCUCCUCAUGAUCGUGGUGCUGUUUGCUGCCCUGAGGAGGCAGAGGAAGAAGGAGCCUCUGAUCAUCUCCAAAGAGGAUGUCAGAGACAACGUUGUCAGUUACAACGAUGAAGGGGGCGGAGAGGAGGACACGCAGGCCUUUGAUAUUGGAACGCUGCGCAACCCAGAGGUGAUGGAUGCUAACAAGCUGCGCAGGGACAUCAUACCCGAAAUGCUGUUUCCCUUUCGGAGGACAUCACCGAUAAAGGAUAACACGGACGUCAGAGACUUCAUUAACGGGAGGCUGCAGGAGAACGAUUCGGAUCCCACGGCGCCCCCCUACGACUCCCUGGCCACGUAUGCGUACGAGGGCAGCGGGUCGCUGGCGGAGUCCCUCAGUUCGCUGGAGUCUGCCGCCACUGAGGGGGACCAGGAUUAUGAUUAUCUCAGCAACUGGGGACCACAGUUCAAAAAGCUGGCAGAAAUGUACAUAGGGAAGAGCCCUGACCGAGAAACCUAGAAGAAGCCAUGGCAGUCUUAUUUCUUUUCUGUCUGUUGAUCUAGCUAGCCAACCAGACAGCCUGUUUGUCUAGUUAGUUAGUUGGCCAGCUAGUUGACCGUCUGUCUACCUAUCUAUCAAGCUAUCUUAUCUGUUUAUCUGUCUAGUUCGCUAGCUAGCUCGCUAGUUGACUAGUUGUCUAUUUGAUUCUCACACAUGCACAAAAACCCACAUGUGGACGGCGAAGCGGAAAAACCCAAGACUUGAACCGAGUUUUCUCGUUAAUGGAGAUACAGUACAAAUCUCAAAAAGUUUUACUGUUUUUUGGUCAUAAUCAGUAAAGAUGCCUUUGAAUUUUAGGAUUUUUUUGUGAACAAUGGUGUGGACAAUGUGUUUUGUAAUUGAUGAGAGAUAGUAGUAUUGUAAUACUAUCGAUGUUUAAUGGUUACCGGAUCCGGGUUUAGGGCGGGGAUCGGGAAGGAGUCAAGCGGCUUUUCCAGCCAACUCCAUUAAAUACUGUAAAUGUACAAAGUGUUUUUAAUGAUGGACAUCCUAUAUACUAUUUGCUAUCUUUGUUUGACAAGCAAUGUUCAUGUGAAUGGUUGGUGCAGUUGAUUUGUCGAACUGUGAAUUCAUCUCAUCAUAUAGGUGUAACAUGUAAUGGAAAGUGUAUGUUGUAGGAAACUGUCAUACACUGGAAUCAUGCUGUCUGAAUGCUGAGUCAUAUUGUUUUAUAUUUAUAUUUUUAUACUUAUUUUCUUAAUAAAAUGAUGUAAAAAAAAAAAAAAAAAAAAAGAGACACAGCUACAUUUCCAGUCCAUUGCUGGCUGUUGCGGGUUAUAGUUCAACUAGUUUUGCCUGCUGGGAGCCGUUCCACCCACUAUAAAGGCCAAUGUGCUUCAUUAAAACUUUCACUUAAAUCUCUGUAAGCUUUGUGAUAAUAUUCCAAAUCGACACAGAAAUAUAUCUAAAAAUGUAGCUGCCUUGUUAACAUGUUGAUCCUGAUAUCGACAAACUGCCAGAAUUCUGCAAAAAUGUUACAGAUCCUGACUUGGUUUCUGACAAAUACUUCAGAUAGAAUACUGUAUUUUAAAUCGUGUAUGUAUAUUUCUGGGUAAGUUACUUUAUAAAUGAAUAAUGUGAUUAAUCUAAUCUUUAUUUCUAGCAAAAUUCAAGGUCAGUGCAUCUCACUUUAACUGAUUUUUAAUGACAUUUUGAAGGAAACAAGGGUUUUUGAUCUGCUAAUUUGUUGCUUGCCACACCUAUUUGAACAUUAUACAUAUUAACUGGAA
Messenger RNA from Amphiprion ocellaris (clown anemonefish), 4038 nucleotides. RefSeq names its product cadherin 10, type 2a (T2-cadherin) (gene cdh10a). Gene Ontology annotation, molecular function: calcium ion binding; cadherin binding. The transcript has 12 exons. The record is from RefSeq and is a predicted model, not a curated record. Bases 425 to 2767 code for a protein of 780 amino acids. Gene Ontology annotation, biological process: cell morphogenesis; homophilic cell-cell adhesion; calcium-dependent cell-cell adhesion. Lineage: Eukaryota; Metazoa; Chordata; Actinopteri; Pomacentridae. Gene Ontology annotation, cellular component: adherens junction; plasma membrane; catenin complex.